Corythoichthys intestinalis (scribbled pipefish) is the source of this 14325-nucleotide messenger RNA. It is a transcript of the gene tbc1d32, whose product is annotated as TBC1 domain family, member 32. Gene Ontology annotation, cellular component: trans-Golgi network. Gene Ontology annotation, biological process: Golgi to plasma membrane protein transport. The record is from RefSeq and is a predicted model, not a curated record. The coding region runs from base 330 to 4187 and encodes 1285 amino acids. NCBI's taxonomy places the organism in Eukaryota, Metazoa, Chordata, Actinopteri, Syngnathiformes, Syngnathidae. The transcript is spliced from 34 exons.
UCCAUCAACCUUUGCUCGGACGUCUCCAGCAGUUCCCUGGAUGCCGAGCACGCCUCAUCCACGCAGUUCACCAGAAAACCCACGUCUUUUCCCCUUAGGGCGUCUCUGACGGGCUUACCGGCCGCCUCGUCCCAGUUUGAGUCGACGUGGACCAAAAUAGUUUCCACGCCGUAGCUCUGGGUGAGAUUAGCGGCAAAGUCGCUAAUGGCCGAGCGGUGCUUGGUGACGAAAAUGAUGCUGAGGCCUUGACGGGCCAGUUCCUCGGCGUAGGCUUGCGCCACAGGUUCUGAUGCACCUGAUGGGAAGAUUUGAAUCAUUGAGCAACAGGGAUGUCUGCUGAAAAUGAGGAUCAGAUGGCAGUCCUGCUCAAGCAGUUCUUGAGAAGCAUCGACGAGCGACUCUCUGGUGCUCCCUCGCCUCAAAGCGCUGAUGAGAUCCUCCUUCACCUGGAGGAAACUGACAAGAACUUUCACAACUAUGAGUUGGUCAAGUACCUACGUCAGCGCUUGGAAUCCAACGUUGGGUGCGUGGUGGAUGAUGAGCUCAGGAAGUUGACCUGCGAGGAUGGAAAACACGCUGUCGGCUCAGGCCACGACACCCUCGUCCACGCUGUAACUGGCCACAUUUGUGCAACGGCGCAGUACCUAGAGAUGACGCACAAUUUAAGGACCACCGUGACAGCGGCGGUGGAGUCUUUAGUGGGCAGAUUUGACGAGGUCCAUUUUAGGAAGGAGGAGAUGCAACACGGCCGCUACGCCGAUGACUGCUGUGACAGCGACUCCUCCUUCAACCAGAGUUACGCCUUCAUUCGACAGGAGCAGUUGCAGGUUUUAGCUGAAAAACUGGAUGCAAGUCAACCUAAAGAGGUGCGCAGAGAAGCCCUGCUGGCGCUCCGCCACGCGCCUCCGUCCGACGUGCUUAGCUGUGAAAGUUGGACCCGCCUUCGUCAAAACAUGGCCGCCGCUCUGAUUGAACCCGACGGCGAGCUCAGUGACCACGUUCUUCAGUUUUUCGCCAAGAGCUUCUCCUUGUCCCCGUUGAACGUCACCCGGGAAAUCUACACAAGCCUCGCUAAAAGCGUGGAAUCCAGUUUCCUGUCCCUAAACCUGAGCUUUCCAAGUGGUGCUGCUAGCUUGGACGUCAACAGUCCUGAGAUAAGCUCUCUCCUCAAACAGAUGCGUCUGAUGAAUGACUUUCAAAAGGAAGUGACUACCUUCUGGAUCCGCCACCCAGAAAAAUACAUGGAAGAAAUCAUCGAAAGCACCUUCUCCCUCCUGUCUGCCCGUCGCAACUCAACUGAGAAAGCCUUGGAGCCCACUCACCUGCUAGCGCUGCUGGACGUUCAAGCUAGCUGGUUCACAAAAUGGAUGCAUGGCUCCUAUAGCAGAAUGGUGGUUCUCAGGCUCCUUGAGAAGAAAUACAAGAGUCUGUUGGAGGCCGUAUUACAGGAGUGCAUCCUUUACCGGGAAUGUGCCCAGCGUUCUGCUCGUUUCCACUCUGAGGAGCAGCAGAGCUCAAGUGAUGGCGUAGGCAGCGUUUAUAGCGGGAAAGAGUUGCAGUACGCCGUGGUGGUGCAUUCGCUCUGCGUUUUGGGGAAGGUCCUUCUCUACGCCAAUGGCAGGAAACUCUUUCCCAUCAAAGUGGAAGCACGGGAAGAUCCAAUCAGUCUGACGGACCUGGUGGUGAUUCUCAUAGACAUCAUGUGUCAACACCCCCAGCCUUUUUGCAGCGAUAGCCUGCACACAGAAGCGCUGUGCCCAAGCGGCCUAGUGAUGGCGACGCUGUGUGCCAUGUGUGAGAGGACUGAGUGCGCCGAUCAGUGUCUCCACCAGACGCCCGUUAUCCAGACUCUUAUGGCGCCCGUCAUCCAGGCACUCAGUGAACGUCAGACGGAAUUAAAGCAUCCUGCAGCCACACUGCCCUUGGUGGCGGAAGUCCUGGCUCGAAUGGUGAACACUGAUAGAGGGUUGGCUCUAUUUCUGUAUGAGGAGAACCUACUUUUAGGUCAAAAUGAGAGAUCCACGGCCGCUCACGUGCUGCUUCGGUUCACCCUGAGGCUUCUGAAUCGCCAGCUCUCGGCAACCGGUGAUGGUGACGACUCUUCUCGUGCUUUGUGUGGGGCCUUCAUCUUUUUGUGCAGCCAGAUGUGCAAUACCUGCGAGGGCCUGCAGGUUCUGCGAGGGUACGGCUUGCAAAAGGCGGUCGCCACCGUCUGGAAAAAGACCAGUUCAUUUUCUGAAAGGAUUCCAACACCAGUACCUGAAAACAACCCUGCAACGUCUCCACAGGAAUUGCAACACAUGCUAAUGUGGGAGGAAACGUUGCUGGACUGCCUUCUGAACUUUGUGGCCACCCCUAAGGGAGUUCUGCUACUACAGCAGACAGAAACCAUGCAAGAGUGCAUCUCACACAUGUUCUCUCGCUUUAGCAAAAAAAUGCAGGUGAGCCGUUGCGAGAAGUUCGGUUAUGGCGUCAUGGUGACGCAGCUGGCGGCGACGGCGCCGGGCGCCGCGGCUUUGCAUCGCUCCGGCUUUAUCCGGGCCCUGAUUGUGGAGCUGUGGUCGGCGUUGGAGUGCGGCAGCGAGGAUGCUAGGGCGGUCCGACCCAAACCUACAGCUACAGAACCCAUAGACAGGAAUUGUCUCAAGUCCUUCCUGUCCCUGGUCAACUUGCUCUCGUCUCCACUAUCCAUGUGGCAGCUCGUGGCUGGUCAAUCUUUGGCCAACAAACGUAAAUACACACUGAGAGAAGUGCCAAGCUUUGUGCCGGAUUUGAUCGACAGGCUGAUUGCUGUAAAUUCCACCAGCAAGAUCCACUCCCUCUUCCACUAUGAACAGUCGCACACGUUCGGUCUCAGACUGCUCAGCGUGCUGUGUUCCAGUCUGGACUCCCUCCUGCUGCUUGAGAGCCAAUACAGCAUCUGUUCCAUGCUGCUUCAAAGCCAGAGGGACAAUGUGGCCUACCGGGAUGCCGGCGACGGAAGCUUCAUCAUUGACAGCUUGUCUGUGGAGAGGAAUCACGUGCUGGUUCGCAUGGCGGUGAUCGGAGGCCCGUCAGAGAGGAAACUCCCCCCGCGAACCUUGCAACAGGGAGAUGAUCCUUACCCCUGGCCUAUGUUUUGGUCCCUCCCUCCACCCGCCUGCUAUAAUUUGAACCCACCAAGAGCCAAACAGAACCUGCUAGAACCUGAGAUGAUUCACUUCCUGACGUCAUCUCAUACCACAAUGACAGGAGACAGUUGGUACGAAAAUUGCAGGCAACUUUACCGUCAAGUUAUGACGGACGGGCACCACGGCCUGAAGGUUACAGUGUUGGCUGACCUUCUGGAGAAGGUUGUGCUUCAUCUGUCCAAAUACUCCACGGAGCGCUUCUUCUCUCCGCCCGACUACAACAAAGCCGAGGAGAUGAGUGUGGACGGCGUGGAGUUGUCACCUGUGGAAAUCCUUGGCAUGGAUGUUUGUCUCAGGUACGGCGUCUCCCUCGAACUCUUCCGACGAGACGAUGCGUCGGGCAACCUGACGCUCCUCAUGAAGCACGUCAAGAAUUUCCUGUCUCGGCGGAGGGUUUCAAGAUCCUGGCAACUUGUCAUGGGUCAAGAUGAAUAUCCAGGCCACGAUUGGUUGACAUCGACCGUUUUCUUGAUGAUGUCCGGUGAUUGGCAGCGAUCUCUGAGGGUUCUGAACAAUUUGUCCUCUCUACUCACUUCUGCCUUCAUCUGGCCGGCCAGUAUACAUGCCUCCGUGGACAUUCCAUUGCGAGUGGCCGAGUCUGGAAUGCCUCCACUGUACUGGAGCUCGGCUCACUACGUGGAGAUGUUGCUGAAGGACGAACUCCAACUAGUGCACGCCGCGUUCAAGAUGUCCGGUUUCACCCCUUCACAGAUGUGCAUCCACUGGUUGACUCAGUGCUUCUGGAACUUUCUAGACUGGCCUGAGAUCUGCCACUACGUGUGCAUGUGUGCGCUAAUGGGAGCCGACUACCAGGUGUACGCCUGCUUGGCCGUCUUCAAGCAUUUGCAGCCACGAUUACUGGAGCAAACACAAGCGAGACAGAUGCAGAUUUUCCUCAAGGAGGAACCCAUCCAGGAUUUUCACUUCUGCGACUAUCUGGACUUCAUGGAGCUCCUGGAACGACGCUACCGGAGCCUUGUACUCAGUGACAUGAAAAGCAUCCGCGACCCUAUUUAGUUAGCGGAAUGCUAAUUGAAGGGGAGUUUUCGACCAGCGUGUCUGGUUUGUUCAAGAUAACAAGGCUUCUCUGUGGAGAUAUGAUGGCCUCCAAGAAGUUGAAGGUUAUACGCUAUACUCGAGGGAAGGAAGUCUGUAUUGUCUCGGUCGUUCCCUGAGCCAAGUUCUUGGCUGACUGAGCAUCCCCAAAGACUGGACCUGAUAACCCUAUUGAGCCACUGCCUGGGCCUUAAAUAAUGUGUAGCCAACUUGCUCAGGUCCAUGGAGUCUUUCAAGGCCAGUAUAUAGUCAGUCUUAGACUACGUCUACACCAGGACAGAUAAUUUUCUCCGGAGUAUUUUGCUGACUAUUUUUAUACCCGUCCGCACUGCAUUAAAGGUGCGUUUAAGGCCCCUCCGCUUCUGCAUUUGCACAAACUACACAUGCAUAGAAAGUAGGGUAACACUUUAUAAUAACUAUCCGUUUUACUAGUUAAUAGAUCAUUAGUAAACUGUUGGUAAAUGAUUUAUUGUUGAUUUGUGAAGUAUUCGUUAACAGUUUGUUAAGCAUUUACAGGGUGUUCCAAUAUGGUUGACCCCAUUCUAAAUGCCCAUGCUAGUUGAUGGAUCUUAAUAAAACUAUAUACACUUAAUGUUGAAGGUCAUAAGUUUUAUUUGUUAAAUAUACAAAGAAAAGUACAAAUAUUUGUUGGUUCUGUGGCAGAUUUUCAUAAAUGUGCAACAUGAGCGCUGCCUGCAAAAUGCCUUUUCUUUUGAAAAGGCAUUUCUUAACCUGAAAAGAUAGAAAUGCCAAACGUUACACAAAAACUUGAAACGUUUCUUCACAAACUGUUUCAGGUUAAGAACACCCUGUAAAUGCUUAACAAACUGUUAACAAAUACUUCACAAAUCAACAAAAAAAUCAUUUAUCAACAGUUUACUAAUGAUCUAUUAACUAGUAAACGGAUAGUUAUUAUAAAGUGUUACUGAAAGUAGCAUUCUCAUGUAUUACAUCACUGUCCGCGCGGCUUACCUCUGAACUGGAAACACCGGCAGGAAAUUUCAAAAUUACUACACCUUCUAGACCAGGGGUGCGGAACUCCGUUUUGUGAUCACUGUUUUUUUCGUGAAUGCAUUUGAACGCAUCAUGCAGGUGCUAGAGUGAACGGACUGAGGGCACACUCGGCUUUUACGCGCAGUCACCAAGUUGACAUUGAAAUAAAUCUUUAGAAAACAACAACGAAAGCCUGACAUCAUUACUUGGGAUGUUACAAUUGACGCUCAGUUGCGCACUCACCACUUGGAAAAUAACAAAGAGAAACAUAUGGUUGUUGUGCUGCGUAUAUUUCCUGGAAACCGCAACCAGGAGUGCUUGUGCAUAACAGUGGCGAUCCUGGAAGUGGUGACAGUUUUGACAGGUGGAAAUGUCAUGGAAACAAACUGGUCCUGCGCCUCUGUGACUGGGGGUACCACGCAGUUCAUUUUUCAUGGUUUAAUUUUCUCCUAUGCAUUUUUACAUAGCAUAUUUUUCGGACUAUAAGUCGCAGUUUUUUUUCAUAGUUUGGCUGGGGGUGCGACGUAUGUGUGAAAUUAUUAACACAUUAUCAUAUCAUUUCACAUGUUAUUUUGGUGUCUUGGAGUGACACUGAUGGUUUGGUAAACUUGUUAGCAUGUUCUUUAUGCUAUAGUUAUCUGAAUAAAUCUUAAUAGCUAUGUUACGUGAACAUACCGGCCACGUUUGCAUUUCGUUGUUCAUGCAUCAUGUAACAUUAUCAUACUGUACACUUAUUCAGCAUGUUGUUCUCUUUUGUAUUUUUAUUUUAAAUUGCCUUUCAAGAUGACAUACCUGUUCUAUGUGUUGGAUUUUAUCAAGUAAAUUUCGCCCAAAAAUGCGACUUAUACUCCGGUGCGACUUGUAUAUGUUUUUUUCCUCUUCGAUGGGCAUUUUAUGGCUGGUGCGACUUAUACUCAGGUGCGAUUUAUUGUCCGAAAAAUACGGUACUCCAGUUCGGUCGGCAUUGAGUUGGGGGGGGGCAGCACCGCAGCUGGCUGAUAGGAGCUGAAACGCGGGAGGCGAGCUCUCUAAUAAAACGCUCAUCUCUGUGUAAUCCGCGAUGGGAGGACCAUCAAUGGGCACUGAAUUGAAGCAUAUUAUUGCGACGUACGUUUGAAGGUUCAAGAAAAACGUGUGAAUGCAUUGUCAGCUCAUCACAGCUCAUUCAUGUCGAGUGAGCCAGCCGGUACCACAUUUAAAAUUAUGGGUUGGGGGAGAGGCAGAUGCACUCACCCAAAGAGCCAGCAUUUACACAUUGAUCAUGCACACUUCAAAACGUACGUUGCCCGUUGGUGGUCAUUCCGUCGAGGAUUGCACGAAGAGUGGAGUGGGAAGUGGGAUGCUGAGGGUGAUGCAGCACCCCCUGGGGUUGGGGAGAAAAAUUUUUGGUAGAUUAUUUUUGUCAAAAAUAAAAAUGGGAAAAAAAAGCACAUUGAAACAAUAGCAUAUUUAACUUUGCGGACUAAAUGUAUAUGUUAAAAACGUUUUUGUUUGUUAAUAACAUGGUCACCAGCUGACGCCUUGCUUGCUCCCGGGUCACGUUGUAUCAGGCGUAAUUGGAACGUACAAGUUAACUGUUGACAGAGGAUAGUUCUAUAAUAGUGCACAGGGCGGAAAAGUUGUAGUUGCAGAUUUAGACCAUGGAGUUAAAGGAAAUUCAUCUUUGGUGUCUUCAAAUAGGUAAGACAUGCUUGCAUUGUAGCUAUAUUAUUAUUUGGUGUUGCUGUUGAGCUUCAGCCGUUGUUUUUUUGUAUGCCAUUCACCUGUGACCUUUGAGUUUUCAAAUAUGUUUGUGCACUUUUAUUUCCAAUACAAAAACUCUAACACACACUGUAGGUGAAAUCGAACGCUGUUUUUGUAAUAGCCUAGUAGUAGUCAACUAUCCAGCAUGCGUGUGCACUGCCAUUGUGCACUCAUUGUAUGGAGAAAACGCACGGGCAGGAGAAAUUUGGACCAAAACGGCUGUUUUUGGAUGGGAACAGCUAAAAAAGAUCCUCAGCACCUUCUGCUGUGUGUGACUUCCAGUGCCCCUGCACGAAGAUGGGAGUUGAUGAGGGACCGACUCCUCCAAACUCGAUGCAGAGCGAAUUGGACUAUAUAAAAAAUGCAUAGAGAGAAAAUUAAACCACGAAAAUGACCUGCGUGGUACCCCAAAUACGCAGGGGUGCAAUCGGUUUCACUUUCAUGACUUUUUCACCUGUCAAUGGCGUACCGCAAGCAACACGUCACUUCCGCUCAUUAAUAUUAAUGACAUUAGCUACUGUUGCUAAGUAGGGACAAGCCACCGUUUGUCCCUAAUAGGAAAUGAAUGGAAAUCAUGUAUGAAGGAGAUGUUUACAGAGCUAAACCUACCAAUUCUCUCCGAAAAUGAUGUGCCUGGUGCCAAAUUGACUGGCAAAGAUGUGGAAGAAAUGUUCAGUUAAAGAGAUGGCUUUAGUGUCGAAGGCUGAAAAAGACGAAAAAAAAACGAGCCAACCGAAGCAUAGCUGUAGCUUUUUUAUCGACGCAACUGACAAUGACAUUCUCCUGUUUCAACAAGCUAUCUUUUACCAUCAGCCCUGUCUUUCUUAUAUAUCCUCUGGUUGUCCUACGUCUCUUACCGUUCUUGGGGGUAAUUUAGUUAGCUUUGUGUAGCGAUCGCAAAUGCUACUCAGUGACAGCCAAUGAACCCUUUUAAUUUUUUCAUUGAUUACACAUCUUAAUCCUAUAAUUUAUUUACACUUCCCCCUUACUAAAUUUGUUUUUAUAUAUAUAACAGAAACGGUAACAGUGGCAGUCAGAUACCAUUGUAAUUCUUUUCAUGUCAUUCAUUGUCAGACAGAAGCAGUACGGCACAAUGUUACCCUAAAAAAAUAAGUUAAACCUAUAAAAAUCGCUUACCUCUUUGUCCUCUGAAAGACCAUGCCAACCCAACAUAAUGUUUACUGCAUAUGAAACGUGAAUGGAUUGACCGAGCUGGUGUUAAAAGUCUGCGCAAGUUGAUUCACAUUUUUUCCUCCCGAGUUUUUGGUUUCCGGAAACGUAUGAAGAAAACAUCCUUCAUGUGUCGUAAUGUCUAGAGUCGUUUCUACAAGUUCCAAAAAAGCAAUGCGUGAUCGGCAUGUUCGUUUUUGAAAGAUUACCGGCGAAAAGUAGCACAAAUUAUGUUGUGUCAAUGCGAGGGCGGGUCUGUAAUGUCCCACUUCCGCUUUACGAUGCAACGUCACGGUCUAAAAAUAGCCUGCGUUCGGUACGCCAUUGUUGCCACUGCCAGGAGAAGCUCCACCUGUCUCGGCCACUGUUAUGUACACGACGUCCCUAUGGUUGUGUGGUUUCCUAUUCUAGGAAAUAUACGCAAGGCUACACAUGUUUCUAUUUCUUCUUUUCCAAGUGGUGAUUGCGCAACCAAGCAACAGUUGGAACAUCCCAAGUGAUGAUAAGCUUUCGUUGUUGUUUUCUCAAUAUUUAUUUCAAUCACAACUCUGCGACUGCUCAUAAAAGUUGAGCAUGACCUCACUCUUAUUCCCUUGCUAUGCGUUCAAAUGCGUUCACGAAAAAAACAGUGCUCACAAAACGUCACAGAAAGUUAUUUGGUCUUAUAAAAAUGACAAUGAUGUAGAUUUUUGCAACAGCAUUCAAAAUUAUGAACGUUCAUUCGCUUCCACCCUCCCAGUUUGAAUGGAUUGGACUUCUACUAGUGAUAAACAUUAAAAUUCACAGCAUAAACCAUGAUUGGACACCACACGAUUGGAUGGCCAUCAUUGGCAUGCGUAGCUAGCGACCAUCUUGGGUAGGGCAGUUGGAAGCUACAGUAAUUCUUGAAGAGUACGUAUUACACAGCAUCGGUGCGUUAUUUCUUAGUACUUCCUGAUACCGAUGGCAUCGUUUUAAUGCUGUAUCGGUACCGGUGCCAAUUCUGGUACCGGACUGUACCGGCGCCAAUACUGGUAUGAAUUCACAGUACAUCAAAAACAGCCACGUUUUGACAUCAAUGUCAAAGAGUUAGCAAACGUAUCAAAAGUUCUCUAUUUUACACUGCAGACACGAUAUGAAUACUAGUUAUUCAUGUAAAAUUCAUCUGUCUGUCUACCAUUUCCAGAUCCGUAAAGCUCCUUUGAGGGUCCCGCAUCGUUACCAAGAGCCCCAAAGGUAGAGUCCUGUACUUUUUUAAUGACGUCCUUGCACUCGCGUCACAUUAAUGCUAGCCCACGUAAGUCACGGCAGCGAGUCGUGAUGAAAGAUGCAUAAGGACACUUGCAUCACGCUACUAAAGGCUCAUCAGUAACCAAGUCGUCCCUUCAGACAGAUGAUGUUCCUCGUGCCCAGCUAGGCCGGAAUCCCAAAUGAGAUUUUCUUUUAACAAUCUCGGACGUACGGUAGGACGAUCGGGAAAUUGUUUCAAGUCAGUCUGUUGAAACGCCAUGAGAACACUUUUUAAAAAAGACAACAAAGAAAAUCAGCAUGUAAAUGUCAAACACGCGUGGCAAAAAAACAAGUUAUUUUGCAUGCGCGCUGUCAAACCGACUGCGAGGUGGCCGCUAAUGACUUGACAAGCCUGCGAAAAAACACAGAAUGAAAACUAGUUUUCAUUCUUUGUUUUGCAGCCACUGUGAAUAUGACACAGUACUUUAUAUUACUGCUAAUGUAUGCAAGCUGGGAGCUUCUCCAAGAAAAACAAAACAUUUUUUUGUUGGAUGGAAAUGGUAAAACCUGCCAGCAGUGACAAAAGGUAAGGACAAUACGAGUGGGAAAAGGCCAGUAAUCAACAGAUGGUUUUGGGGAAAAUUACAUUUAAAAAAAAAAAAAAAACGUUUUAAAUCAUUAGCUGUUGGAGGUGUAACGGUACCCACACAAGUAACUGUUUGGUAUGUACAUUGGUACUAGGUAGAGAUGUCGCCGAUCGAUCGGGUCCGAUCACAUCAUUUUCAAAGUAUCGGAAUCGGCACAAAAAUAUCGGACAUGCCUUUUUUUAAAAAAUAUAUAUAUAUUUUAAAUCGUUUUCUAAUUGUAUUCAACGUUACAGACAUAAUAUGUUACACUCAUCCAUAGUCUUUAGUUUAGGCUUAAGGUAGGGUUAUCAAAUCUAUCCCGAUAACGGCGGUAAUUAAUUAUUUUUUAAAUGUAUCACGUUAAAAUAUUUAACGCAAUUAAUGCAUCCGCUGCACGACCCACUCACGCGUUGUCGCGCUCAUUCUGUAAUGGCGCCGUUUUACCUAUAUAGAAAGCUAAAAGGCAGCGUAAAAUGAGUAGAUUGAAUUUUGGCAGGCUUUGGAGCCCAUUUUUAAUUGGCUAAAGCCUUACAAUCCCUCUCCCUACAAUUAGACAUAACGUGGGAAGCAAUGUGGUGAAGCAAGGUAGUAAUUGAUCUUUUGCUUAACACCCUAUGUUAUUUCCCAGCGCAGAGAAGAUAUAUCAAUUCAUAGAACUACGCACAGUCAUGGUUGCACUUCCCAUCAUGCCUUUGGGCAUGGCUACAGUAUCAUUUACUGAAAGCUCAACAAAUACACGAGAUGGCAAUAUUUAGUCACAAUAUACAAAGUCACAUUUAUCCUUUAAGAAUUACAAGUCUUUCUAUCCGUGGAUCCCUCUCACAGAAAGAAUGUUAAUAAUGUAAAUGCCAUCUUGAGGAUGUAUUGUCAUAAUAAACAAAUACAGUACUUAUGUACUGUAUGUUGAAUGUAUAUAUUUGUCCAAGUUUUAUUCAUUUUUUUCUUAAUGCACAUUGCCAAAAUGUAUAUGAUCGGGAAAAAUUAUCGGGAAUGAUUAGAAUUGAAUCGGGAGCAAAAAAAAAAAGCAAUUGGAUCGGGAAAUAUCGGGAUCGGCAGAUAAAUCGGGCUGUCAUUUCAAUCUGUUUGAGUGGGGCAUGUGCAAUAAUUGUGUCAAAUAUUUUAACGUGAUUAAUUAAAAUAAUUACCUCCCCUUAAUGCGAUAAUUUUGACAGCCCUAUAAAAAAAAUAAUCAUUAGUUGCAGCCCUAGUUUAUUGUCUUAUGCAUUUUUGGUCAAGGAUUGUCGAUUUAUAGUCAUCCCUUGUACGACUAUAGACAGUAAUUGUAUGUUUAUAGUAAGAAAAAGUUAAAAUUCGGUUUAAUCACUGCAGUCGGUGACUGCAGUCAUAACAAGAACUCUGGCUCUUAUUACCAUAAUAAGAAAAACAGAAAUAACUUUCCAAAGCAAAACUUUUUUUAAAGCUGUAGCUUUGCCACUUGGUCCUUGUAAUGUCAUUUCUUCCCUCACAUUAGAGCGCAAAUUUGUUCUUUUGUUGCAAAUUUGUUAGAAUAACCAUAAAUCAGAUCAACAAUUUAAUUUACUUUACAACCUCGCAACUCAGCGGUGACCUUCUGCAUGCCAUCUCGCAUAUCGCGGUUUGCCGCAUAUGGCGAACGUAAUGUCAUCCUGGGAGCGCGCCCCACAUUCUCGGGGCGUCUCCGAGCAUCACAGUGAGUGUCAGCGUUCAAACGCUUCCCGAGGUUUCCUCCGGGUCGCCCGCUGACGUUUCGGGCGGGUCGAGGAUGGCGACCGAGGCGACAUCCGACCCUUUUUUUUCUUUUUCAUCCCAUCCCGACACUCGGCGACAGGCCUGACGGCGCACCAGCUGACGCACUCCGGGGGGACGGCUAACCUUUGCGAGACGAGGAGCUCUUUUAUGAGGGGAGACAGUCUUGUGUGUGUCACUGACUUGGCUGACUGUGUCGCCGGGUGCACUCUAGAGAGAAACACUCCGUUGCAUCAUGUCGAGUCGAUAGUCGGCUAUUGAAAGAAGCGCGAGCGUUUUUUUUCCCCACAGCCUUGAUUUACAAUUGAAGAUCCAUGUCUACGCUAGUAGGAACAUCCAGCAGAAUACUAUAAUUUUUACCAAUACAAGUACAGGUAGUCAGGGGCGCCGUUUUGGGGUGAAAAGUGAUAUUGAUUCUCAGGGCCCAUGCCCUGAUGGGGUGCACAAAGAAAAUUAGAACAUUAGGUAAUUGUUUGCAAAUUUAAAUAUGAAUCAUUAUAAUUUUAAUCGGAAUAAAACGAAGGGUUCCUUUCUCUUGUUUUGUUUUUGGCUAAAAGUAAACACCCAAAGAGCAUAUGCACUGCCAGCCACCCCCCAACCCCUGUAUUUUCAUGAAAUGGUUUGGUCUGCCCUUCCUUCGAUCAGACCAGGAGCAGCGGUGCGCAUUGACACAAGUCAAUGACUCAGAGUGUGCGCUGUUGCAGAAAUGUUUUCAAAACAAAAAUCGGGUUAUCAAAAAAUAAAAAGCAAAACGGGAGAAGGGUAGAAAAGGCCAACCGGAUGUGACAAAGUACUUCACAAAGGUGCUGAAAAUUAAACUGUUAUCUUAGCCCACUCCAGCCCCAUCUGGAACCUCGCGUAAGUACCCCUAAGACCCCCCAAAUCUCAAAAUCACCAUCCAAAAACAUGUAUUAUACACCAUUGUUCUGUCCUCGCCAAGAUGUUGGGGCUAAGUCCUAGCGAGACUAGCUAAGCUCCUCAAUGACGAUGUCAGACAUCUGUGUGGUUUGCUGACUUUGUAUUCAUCUGCUUGCAGAAUGAAACUAAAAAAGAAAUCAGUUUCACCUUCAAUAACAGCAUUUCAAAUUUGCAUUUAUAACUAGCUGCUAAUACAACAAUAACAAUCCACACAAACGAUUAGCAUGUAUAAGUUAGCGUCAGCGCAUCAUCAAAAACAAUCACAUAAACUCGCCCCAAGUAUUCGACCACAAGUGAAAACGCUUAGUUUGUGGUUCACAAGUGUAUUUUAAUGGGCUUCAAAUAAUCUUUCAACAAUUAUACAUAUAUUCAAGUUUAAGAAUAGUAUGUACAGUCAUGUGAAAAAAAUAGUACACCCCAUUAAAUAUUCAGUUCUUUGUUAAGAAAUGUUCACAUAUCAAUGCCAGAUUUUGUUUUUCUUCCUUUCUGGAAAAGAAAGUGAUUUAGUUGCAGGUAAACAACAAAAAUUAACAUUGUUUUACUCGUUAAACCAAAGUAUCAACAAAAAUACAUAUUCUAACUGAAGAAAAAGUUAGGACACCCUACCACCUAAUAGCUAGCGUUACACCCUUUGGCUGAAAUAACUUUAGUGAGACGCUUUUUGUAGCCAUCUACCAGUCUUUGACAUCGCUCUGAAGAAAAUUUGCCCUACUCCUCAAUGCAGAAUACUUUCAACAGUCAGAUUUUUGUGAGGUUUCUUGCAUGUACAGCCCGUUUCAAGUCACCCCACAGCAUCGCAAUGGGAUUAAUAUCUGGGAUUUGACUCAGCCUUUCUAGGACUAAUUUCUUCCUUUUCAGCCAGUCCUUGGUGGAUUUACUGGUAUUUUUUUGGGGUCAUUGUCAUGUUGGGGGGGUCCAGUUUCGCUUCAGCUUUAAUUUGUUCACAGAUGAUCUCACACGUUCCUCAAGCACCAUCUGAUACACAAUAGAAUUUCUGGUGGAUUCGAUGAUGGUGAGCUGGCCAGGCCCUGCUGUAGGAAAGCAUCCCCAAACUAUGACACUUCCACCUCCAUGCUUCACAGUUGGUAUGAUGUUCUUUUCCUGGAAUGCCGUAUUGGGUUUACGCCAAACAUGUCCUCUGUUCUGGUGUCAAAAUAAUUCAAUUUUAGACUCAUCUGUUCCCCCCCAAAAAAAUCCAGAGUUCUUGGUCUUUGUCUACAUUCAAUCUGGCAAACUUCAGUCUGGCCUUCAUGUUCUUCUUGGAGAGCAAAGUUUUCUACCUUGCACGCCUCGCAUGAAGGUUCAACUUGUGAGGUCUCUUUCUGAUUGUAGAGGCAUGCACUUUCACAUCAACAGUAGCAAGAGCCUGCUGUAGGUCCCGUGAUGACAUUUGAGGGUUUUUGGAGACUUAGCAUCUUGUGGUCUGCUCUCGGGGUGAACUUGCUUUGACAGCCAAACCUGUGCAUGUUGGCAGUUGCUUUGAAUUUCCUCCACUUGUAGACUAUUUUCCAGACAGUGGAAUGGCUGGUUUUAUAGUCUUUUGAGAUCUUUUGAAAUCCCUUACCAAACUCAUAAGCCUCUACAAUCUUCUUUCUGCAGGCCUCAGACAACUCCUUUGAUCUUACCAUGGUGUUUUCUCUCACUUCAACAGGCAGCCACUGUUGAAAGUUUUCUGCGUGGUGGAGUCGGGAAACUUUCUUCAGACCGAUGUCAAA